This is a messenger RNA of Cherax quadricarinatus, 2191 nucleotides long. RefSeq lists its product as uncharacterized. The record is from RefSeq and is a predicted model, not a curated record. NCBI's taxonomy places the organism in Eukaryota, Metazoa, Arthropoda, Malacostraca, Decapoda, Parastacidae.
AUAGAUGGUUAGCUAGUGUAAAUAUCAUGUCGGCUAUAGCAACUCAGCAUCAGUAACACAUUGUUUGUGUCAGGAGACACACAAGUGUGUGUCACUUCAAAUUUUAUCCUUGAUGAGUGACAAAAUAUAAUGGAGGUGUGUGCGCCGUCUUCACUAGUGGGUGUUGAUGCUGUGUGGCUCAGGCAGCGAAGGUUCAUCUUUGUAUCGUUGAUCAAACACGUAAUAUGAUGCUGGACUGCUGUGGGAGAGGACACUUGAAUCUGCUUCACUUAUCCAUGGGUAUACUUUGCUCAUUUAGCAGUGUUCCCAAAUAUCUUUUAGACAUUUAAAGAAAAUAAUAUUUUUAUAAUAAAAAAAGCACCCAAAUACUAAGCAGCAAUGGCAGGAGUUGAUGCACAGCAUAUAAAAGACUUGAUUGCUAAAGGAAAUAGAUUUGAAGCAAUGAACAUUUUUAUUCAAAGCAAGUUUGGUAAACCAGAUAGCUCAGAGAGUAUUGUUAAAAUAAAACGGGAAGUUAGUGAGCCUGUUGUUAAAUCCAAGAAAAGUAAAACUGGUGAAAAAGCAAGUCAUAGCAAGGAUAAUAGCGAAAGUGACAGUGACGGCAGUGAGGGUGGUAGUGAUAGUGAGAGCAGUGGAAGCAGCCAUGCCAGUUCUUCAGCACCUCGCAGUGAUGCACUAGUGCCAGAAGUAGAGCUGAAAGAAGAUGAAAACUUGGAUGUUGAUAUAGAAACUGUUGAUCCUCUCACUGAAGCAGUACUACCCAGGCCUCACUUGCUGGACCAAGCUGGACCUGCACACAUGGGACAUCCACAGCAAAAUAUGCAAGGUUAUGGACACAUGGGAGGAAUGGCUCACUAUGGUGGCCCACCCGGAGGUCCAUAUGGCCCGUAUUGUGUCCAGGUCCCACAAUACGGGCCAAGAGGGGAUGGGACACAGACUAGUCCUAUCUGGUUGGAUCCUAGUUCUCAACAACACCAUCAGCAUCUACAGCAUCAACAAAUGCAACAUCAUCAACAUCAGCAUCAACAACACCAUCAUCCUCAUCAUCAGCAGCAUCAGGAGCAGCAGCAGCAACAACAACUACAACAGCAACAACAGCAGCAGCAGCAGCAACAACAACAACACCAGCAACAAGAAAAUUCCUAUGUACCAAGAAUUCAGCGAGAGAGUGAACCAGUUCCUAGUGAUUUGCACAAAAAGACUCAUCAAAAAUUCUUCAGAGAUCAAGGCCGUCCAUAUAUUUCCCGUGCUACAGGCAAGGAAAUCCGUGGUAGAGCAAUGGGUCCUCCGUGUAACUGCAAAAAGAAAUGCUGGUCCAAGAUUGAACAUGGUGCAGAUGAAAUUUUCUCAGCUUUCUGGGAUAUGGGUAACUUUGAUGAACAAAAUGUGUACUUAUAUGGAAAUAUCUCUAUUAAACCUGUGAGCCGCCAUUAUGUAAAAGGAUCAAACAGACGAACUUAUACAUUUACUUAUUGGUGUAAAGUUCGUGGUAAACAUGUGGAAGUGUGCAAAGAAAUGUUUAUGGGUGUGCAUGGCCUUCAGAAUAGUAGAGGAAGAAUAGGAAACCUUAUGAAGCAAAUGAAAGAUGGUAACUUGCUUCCAAAACCGGACCAACGUGGAAAACAUGCUAACCGGCCAAACAAAUACACAGAACAGUCCCUCCAAGCAGCUAGGCGGCACAUUGAAAUGUACAUCAAUCGAAAUAUGACACUGAAGAAAAUGUACAGGGAUUUUUAUAUGCCAUGGUGUGAUGAGAAUAAGAUUGUUCCCGUAAGUGAAGAUAAAUAUAGGAGAAUUUAUUCUGAGGAAUAUAAAGUUUCCUAAUACCUAAUGGUUAUAGCAAAAUUUGUGGAUUACGCAGGUACAAUACAUUCAUCCUUCACUCAUCAUUCAUAUGGAAAGUGGGAAUUGGUGUGUAAAUAAUGUUUCCCAUUUUUAGAUCAAGUACACACACACAUAUGUAUGUGUAUGUAUGGAUGUAAUGUAUAUAUAUAUUAUAUAUAUAUAUUAUAUAAUUAUAUAUUAUAAAAAGUGCACACACACACACAAACACAGUACAGUAAAAAAAAACUUACUAAAAGUGCUAAGCUCAUGAAGAUCACGGUAGCCUAUAUAUAAAAAUUUAUAUUGUUUUGUGUUAAGUUUUCAUUAGUUUCUCACACCUAACAUUGGCAGACUAAGUUUCUUCAUG